Chenopodium quinoa (quinoa) is the source of this 5220-nucleotide messenger RNA. RefSeq lists its product as uncharacterized. Lineage: Eukaryota; Viridiplantae; Streptophyta; Magnoliopsida; Caryophyllales; Amaranthaceae. Bases 638 to 4768 code for a protein of 1376 amino acids. Gene Ontology annotation, cellular component: nucleus. The transcript has 4 exons. The record is from RefSeq and is a predicted model, not a curated record.
GAAAGUGGGCCAUGAAUUGCUCUGUCAAUAAUGAAAAAGAAAACCGGAUGAACAUAGCCCUGCCUCCUCUUGCUCCCCUCUCUCUCUCAGUUCUCCAUUGAAGCGCACUCAACAUCGCACUUCACGUUCUCCAUCGAGACGCCUUCUAAUACUUGUAUUCCUCAUUGAAGCAGCUUCUGAGGAUGGUCACUGUGCUCUUUUCAACCCUGCCAAAGACGAUCCACCUUUUGUAGGUAUAAUUUGUCGUUGGACAUCUGAAGAAGAAAAUAAUUUAACGCUUCGUGUGAACUGGCUUUAUUGACCUGGUGAAGUUAAACUUAAUAAUUUAACGCUUCGUGUGAACUGGCUUUAUCGACCUGGUGAAGUUAAACUUUUGAAAGGCGUUGCACUUGAAGCUUCGCCUAACGCAGUUUUCUACUAAUUCCACAGUGAUGAGAUUCCUGCUGCAUCAUUACUUCACCUUUGUAAAGUUGCAAUUUUGCCUAAAGGUGUCAAACUUCCACCUGGGGUUUCCUCAUUUGUGUGUCGGCGUGUUUACGACAUUACAAGCAAGUGUCUGUGGUGGCUGACGGAUAAGGAUUAUAUUGAUGAGCGGAAGGAAGAAGUGUAUUAACUGUUCCAUAAAACACGUAUAGAAAUGCAUGCAUCAGUAGAACCGCAGCAAGGUCCCCGUUCUCCAAGACCUGUGAAUGGUUCAGCAGCAACAUCUCCAUUGAAACACAGUCCUGAUUGUGUGCAGAAUAGCAGCUCUAACCUCCCUUCUCAUAGAAAGGGAAAAAAAAGGGAACGAGUUGAUCAGUCUUUUGAUGCCAUUAAACGAGAACGCUCUUUAAAACCAGGUGAUGGAGAUUGUGGCCAAAUAAGAUCAGAAAGCGCUUUGAACUCAGAAAUCGCUAAAUUUGCUGAGAAAGGUGGACUUAUGGAUUCUGAAGCUGUAGUGAGGCUAGUAGGUCUCAUGCAGCCUGAUAAAUCUGAGAAGAAGAUAGAUUUAACUGGUAGAUCCAUGCUUGCUAGUACUAUAGCUGCUACAGAUAAGCUCGAUUGCCUUAAUAAAUUUGUUCAGCUUAGAGGCUUGUAUGUGCUAAAUGAAUGGCUCCAAGAAGUUCACAAGGGUAAAAUCGGUGAUUCUGGAAAUAUAAAACACAAUGAUAAAUUUGUGGAUGACUUCCUCUUGGUUUUACUUCGUGCACUUGAUAAGCUUCCUGUGAAUCUUAACGCCUUACAGAUGUGUAACAUUGGCAAAUCUGUUAAUCAUUUACGUUCUCAUAAAAACUCUGAAAUUCAGAAGAAAGCAAGGAGUUUGGUUGACACAUGGAAGAAACGCGUUGAAGCUGAAAUGAACGUCAGUGAUGUGAAACCUGGCUCAAGUCAAGCUGUUCCAUGGCCAGGCAGAUCACAGCAUGACAGUUCUCAUGGUGGUAAUAGGCACCCUAGUGGAUAUGAUGCUGCCAUCAGGAGUUCUGUUGCACAUCACUCUUCGUUGAAAUCUGCUUCAGUGAAACCUGUUCAAGGGGAUUCUACCUCCAAAUCUGCAUCUGCACAUCCGGGUGGUUUAAUAUCGACAGUGUCUCCUACAUCAGCUACUGAUAACUGUAAGGAUGGGAAGUCCCAGAUAAUAAAUGCCAGUGAUGGAAGCUCUGAGCCUCAGUCAGUGGCAAGGGAGGAAAAAAGCAGCAGCUCUAGCCAAUCUCAAUCCCAAUCCCUCACGAACAGUCAAUGCUCAAGUGACCAUGCUAAAAAUUUUGUUCUGUGUGGAAAGGAAGACAUGAAGAAGUCUACUGCUGGGUCUAGGAGUUUGAAUAAACCUGUAGGCAGUAGUUCCAAGCACCGUGAACAUGUUUGUGGUCCUUCCUCUAGUGCUCAAAAAGAAACUGCAUCAAAUAGAAGCUCAUACGUGGGCAGAAACUCAGUUGUAGAAAAGGUAUCACAUAAUGGAAUUGAUGCUUCUGUUCCAGAAAGCAACAAUCAUAAGCUUAUUGUGAAGAUAUCUAACCGAGGCCGAGGUCCUGCUCAAAGCAUUGCUGGUGGCUAUUUGGAGGAUUCUUCCUGCAGAAAUAGUAGAGCUUCUUCUCCUGCUCUUCUAGAGAAGCACGAUCUAUCAGAGUUUGCUGCGAGGGAUAAUAAACACGAUUCUCACCAACUUCAUGAGGUUGAUGAGUCAUCAAGUUCUGUACACGAAAGAACCAAUGAAAUUAAGAAACUACCUAAUGUUUCAAAGGUUGUUUGCACAUCCUCCAGUAUUGAACAUAUGUCUAGAAAAGUGCAUGAUUCUUCUUUCAGCUCCAUGAAUGCUUUGAUUGAAAGCUGUGCUAAGUUAUCAGAAGCUAAUAUGUCUAUGUUGGCUGGGGAUGAUGUUGGAAUGAAUCUUCUUGCUAGUGUAGCUGCUGGGGAAAUCCCGAAGACUGGUGCUGUUUCACCUGUCAUCUCUCCUCACAGAAAUAUAGCUGAAAACUCCAGUAGCACUUGUAUUGGAAAUCAAAAACAGUUGCAUGGGGAUGAUGCUGUUCAACAAGGUCAGUCAACUGAUGAUGAUGGCAAUGACAAUCAUAUUAAUGUCGCAGGUGUUUUUACAGCUGUUGAGGAAAGUAGCAAACUGGGUGGUGUUAAAAAUGAUAAUUUACAUCAGAGUAUGAAAGUUUGCUUGAAAAACAAUGUGACAUUGGAGGAAAUAGGUAAUGCUUCUUCACCAGCAUCUGUGGCUUGUACUACAGGUUUGAGUAUGGAUAAUCUUGGUGCUGAAACGCCUGAUAGUACAAACAGAAAAGUUGUAGCUGCCAAAGAAGAGAGUCAGAAUGAGCUUCCUGUUGCAAGUCAGGGACUUAGUGUUUCCUUGGAUGUUCAAGAUAAAAUUAUGGUCGUCUCUUUGAAUGACGAAUUUGAGAAAAAAACUCACAGAGAUAUUGCAUUAUACUCUCCUAAUGAUGGUGAUGAAAAAAAUAUCAAGCAAGAGCUUCAAAGCAAUAUGGAGCAUAAAUCACUUGCUGUAACAUUGAAAUUUGAUUCUAAAACUAAUGUGAAGCAAGAUACAAGUCAUCAUUUGGCUGCAGAAGUCAAAUCUGAAAGAACUGAAGGUGUUGCUGUCUGUGGCCUUGCCUGUCAGACAGGAAAUAGGAUAUUAGACAAAGAGAGUGAUACUUCUUUACCUGUGAAAGAAGGUGAACCUGUAGUGUGUGGUGCUGAUGUAGAUCAAGACAGAAGCUGCAAGGUUCAAAAUGCCAAAAAUAAUGAUGGCAGUUCAGUUAGACUAGCAAGCUGCACUACAGUCGCUUUAUCGGAAGCAGAAUUACAUUCACAUGCAGUAGGAACUAAAUUAACUGCAGAAAAAGUUGCUCUGUCAACUUCUUCAGGAGGUCAAGAUAUGGAUGCAAAGCUUGGAUUUGAUUUGAAUGAAGGUUUUAAUGUUGAUGAGGGGAAGAAUGGUGAGCCGGCUAACUUGGGUUCUGUUCGUUACUCAGAUAUUGUUUGUUCAAUCAGCCCCUUGCAAAUCCCUGUAUCCCCUGGAUCAUGUGGUAUUCCUGCAUCAAUUACUGUGGCUGCUGUUGCUAAGGGGCCUUUUGUUCCUUCUGAUGACUUGCUGUGGAAUAAAGGGGAACUUGGAUGGAAAGGUUCUGCGACCACAAGUGCAUUUCGUCCCGCUGAGCCUAGAAAAUCCCUUCGUCCUGAUUCCCCUGUUUGCAGACCAACUCGGUGUCCUUUGGAUAUUGACCUUAAUGUGGCAGAUGAAAGUUCUUGCCAGGAGUUCAAUGUUAGAAAUAAUCCUAUACUUGAGCCGAUGACUACGGCAUCUCUGCGUAGUUCUGGAGGACUGGACCUUGAUCUGAAUAAAGUUGAUGAAGCUUCAGAUAUGACCCACCUGGGACGGCACAUGGCUAGCAAUAUUCAGAGAUUUGAGGCCUUUACUCAGCAUGUAAAACCAUCAACAGUCAAUGUUUAUUCUAAUGGUGGAGGAAGUGGGAAGAGGGAUUUUGAUUUAAAUGAUGGGCCUGAGACCGAGGAAUUACCUGCAGAACAAGUUCCAUCUCGUCAGCUUAACAUUGGGAACGUUCCACUCCAACCACCCUUUGGGCCUAGAAUUAAUAGCUCUGACACAGGGAACUGCUAUUCUUGGUAUCCUCCAGGAACUAGCUACUCAGUAAGUAUGACACCAUCAGUUUAUCCUGAAAGAGAGGCCUUUUCAAUGGUUGGGAUGGGUGGUGGUCCUCAGCGUGUUGUGGGUGGUCCAACUGCAGCUCUAUCAUUUAAUCCCGAUGUUUACAGUGGAUCAGUAUUGUCAUCUUCUCCUGCUUUGCCUUUCCAUCCUGCUGCUUUUCAAUAUCCAGUCUUGCCAUUUGCUAAUAAUUUCCCUCUUCCUACAUCUUCCUUGGCUAGUAGGUCAUCUGGAUACAUGGACCCAACUGCUACUGGUCGGAUGUCUGCUAUCCCUUCUCAGUUGGUUGGAAAUGCUGCAGCAGUUUCCUUUCAGUAUCCUCAUGCAUAUGUUGUUUCUCGCUCCAUUCCUGACACUGGAAAUAACAGUGUGAUUGGAAGCAAUCAUAAAUGGGGAAAACAAGGUCUAGAUCUCAAUUGUGGUCCAGGUGUUAUGGACGUGGAAGGUAGAGAUGAGUCAUUGCCAAUUGUAUCCAGGCAGGUCUCCAACAUCAGCUCACAGACCCUUGCAGAUGAGCAAGCAAGGAUGUAUAGCAUGGGAGGCGGCCAUAUGAAAAGAAAGGAACCUGAAGGAGGAUGGAAUGUAGAUAAGCUAAACUUCAAGCAAUCAUCAUGGCGAUAGAAGAACAUUGUGACCAUAUAGUGACCCUUCAAAAAUUGGAAGUUGGAAGUUGGUUUAGCUAUUUUGUAGAAGAUGGACCAAGGCUAGCUAUCAAGAAAUCAUCAUCUAACUCUCAGUCAUAAAAAGGAUGGGUGGUAAGUGAGUAAACUGAUGUGUUCACAAGUCUCCGACCCCCAUCUCCUGCUGUAUCAAUCCUGUUUACUAUAAAAAGAAAAAAAUUGUUGGGAGUUCUGUUUUCAUGCUGUGAAUCUAUCCUCAGGUGGCUAUUGGUCAGUUUUCCUUCUGUAGAUAAAUUGUUGAGAAAAAUGCCUGUUAUCCAAAGCCUCAAUAGCUUUGAUACCAUUCAUUUCCUUUUCAACCUCCCAGCAAUGGAUGUUGAAUUUGUUUACUGCUCAUAGCAGAAGUAUCUGUAUGCGCAUUUUUCUUAAUUUAUCCAUUCUUUUUCUGGUAUA